UGGAUUUAGCUGUGAAUUAUUUAAAUUUAAUUUAGAAAAUAUUUUAUUUAAUUAGUUUGAAUUAUAAAUCAAGCCAAAUUUGAGUAUUAUGAUAUAAAUAUUUAAUUUUCAUAUAAUUCAACAAAUAAUUUAUGAAUUUAAACUUAAACUAUUAAAAUUUUUAAUCGAGAGAGGAAAGAAUCUUGCAGGUGAAUUAUAUAUAUACUAAUUUGUUAAUAUUAAAUUCUUAAUUAUCUAAAAAAAAUUCAAAUUCUUAUGCAUGUGCCACGUAGCUUGGAAAAUUGAACAAAUUGAAGUUUAUUAUUUUUCAUAGAUUGUGGCUUUAGAAAAGUAUUUCUAUUAGUUUCCUUUUGAUUUUGGUUUUCAAAUAAAUGGAGCCUGUCUGAUUAAGGACUACUUACGUGGUUUCUGUUUUGGCGGUUUCUUGGGGUGGUCUUCUUCUCCUUCUCUGCUCUUUGUUGUCUAUUCGAUACGUUUCCCAGUAAAAAGAUUUGAUUUUCUUGCCUUUUCUUCUAUUUUUUAACCUCCAUUGAAAACUUUUCCAUUUGUAAAGAUUUUCCCUUUUAAAUACAUGCUAUGCUUUUGAUUUUCUUGGCUCGGAAAUGGGAUUCUUGAGCACUUUCUUGGGAGUUAUUGGUUUUGGAUUUGGACUUCCUAUUGGACUUCUAGUUGGGUUCUUCCUCUUUGUUUAUUCUCAGCCUGAGGAUGUUAAGGAUCCGGCGGUUAGACCACUUCAUGAAUUGGACUCAAGCACCUUGCAAGAUAUUCUGCCUGAUAUUCCUUUCUGGGUGAAAUGCCCCGAUUAUGAACGAGUGGACUGGUUAAACAAGUUUCUCUUGGAUAUGUGGCCUUACCUUGAUAAGGCAAUUUGUGCUACAAUAAAAAGCACCGCAAAACCAAUAUUUGCAGAGUACAUUGGGAAGUAUAAGAUAGAGGAAAUUGAAUUUGAGAAUUUAACUCUUGGAACUCUUCCUCCUACCAUUCAUGGUGUCAAAGUCUAUGAGACUAAUGAGAGGGAUUUAGUCAUGGAACCAGCAAUUAGGUGGGCUGGCAAUCCCAAUAUAAUUUUGGUGCUGAAGUUAAUGUCUUUACAAGUCAAAGUACAGCUAGUUGAUUUGCAAAUAUUUGUGGCACCACGGGUAGCAUUGAAACCUCUAGUGCCUACAUUUCCAUGCUUUGCAAACAUUGUAGUGUCGUUGAUGGAGAGGCCACAUGUAGAUUUUGGACUAAAAAUUCUUGGAGGGGAUGUAAUGUCCAUACCUGGCCUUUACCGAUUUGUUCAGGAGAUGAUCAAAAAACAAGUAGCAAGCCUUUAUCUGUGGCCUCAAUCUCUUGAAAUACCUGUCCUUGAUGCAUCAAUAGCGGCUCAAAAGAAGCCUGUGGGGAUACUGCAUGUGAAGGUCGUGCGGGCAAUGAAACUCUUAAAGGCUGAUUUCUUGGGAACAUCUGAUCCAUAUGUCAAACUCAGCCUAACAGGAGAGAAGCUGCCAGCAAAGAAAACCACAAUCAAGAAGAAUAAUUUAAAUCCUGAGUGGAAUGAGAACUUCAAGCUUAUUGUCAAGGAUCCUCAAUCUCAAGUUCUUGAACUGCAAGUGUUUGAUUGGGAUAAGGUUGGUGGACAUGACAGAUUAGGAAUGCAGGUAGUUCCCCUAAAAGUCCUGACACCACAUGAUCCAAAAGAAUUUACUCUUGAUUUGCUUAAACACACAAAUAUUGCUGAUCCUCAAGACAAGAAGCGAAGAGGGCAAAUUGUCGUGGAGCUGACUUUUGUGCCUUUCAAAGAAGAUAGUGCAAAAUGUAAUGAACCUUCGGAUGGUGGAAGUGAAAAGUCUUCUGAAGAUGAGAAAUUGAGUGGAGCAGGUUUACUUUCGGUUAUCGUUCAAGGAGCUGAGGAUGUUGAAGGAGAGCAUCACAAUAAUCCAUAUGCAGUAGUGCUUUUCAUGGGAGAAAAGAAGAAAACAAAGAUGAUCAGCAAAACUCGCGACCCGCGAUGGAAUGAGGAAUUCCAAUUUACACUUGAUCAGGCCCCUUUACAUGAGAAGAUCCGUAUUGAUGUUAUGAGCAAGCGGACACGCUUUAGUUUCCGAUCAAAGGAAUCAUUGGGGCAUGUGGAAGUUAAUCUUGAUGACGUAGUGCAUAAUGGACGUAUCAAUGAGAAAUACCAUCUCAUCGAUUCAAAGAACGGAGUAAUACAUGUGGAGAUACGGUGGGAUACAGUUUGAGAAAUGGAAUGAAUGUAAAAUAAUGGAGUGAUGCAUGCUUUUUUUGAGAAUAUACAAUAGCUACAGAAUUUACUACAGAACCAGGAAAAGAGAGAAUCAAAACAACACUGCAUCUAUUUUUUUUUUUCUUUCUUUCUUUUAAAUGUUUUAGUUGAUGCUGAAAUUAUACUGAAUGUUACUCAAACACUACUUUUCUCUUUUUAAUGAAAAUAAUAAUCUUUUGUGGAUCAA
Hevea brasiliensis (rubber tree) is the source of this 2453-nucleotide messenger RNA. RefSeq names its product synaptotagmin-3. The transcript has 12 exons. The coding region runs from base 603 to 2222 and encodes 539 amino acids. Gene Ontology annotation, molecular function: lipid binding. Lineage: Eukaryota; Viridiplantae; Streptophyta; Magnoliopsida; Malpighiales; Euphorbiaceae. The record is from RefSeq and is a predicted model, not a curated record. Gene Ontology annotation, cellular component: endoplasmic reticulum.